ACACUCGUGCUCCCCCCCCACCCCUUUUGCUGUAGCGUACACUACUACUACAGCUGCAGCCUUAGCGAUGGAAGAGGAGAUGUAGAGGGGAGGAUGGUGGAGUGAGGCAGGGCGGGGCUGUUGAGUGACUGAGCGAGAGGCAGGAGAGGGAGGAAGCCUCUCAGUAGAUGACCGAGACACAGAGGGAGGAGGAGAGAGAGAGAGAGAGAGAGAGAGAAUCCACAGGACGUGAGUGCCGGCAGCAGAGGAGGAGGAGGAGGAGGGGGGGAGCUUCCAGACUGGAUGACUGGAUGGGCCCAGCAAUGCCUUGAUGGAGCAUGGGCCAGGUUUUAGGAUUCUCCCACUGCCAGGAAUAUGGCUCCGUGGCAUCCACUCCAGACUCAACUCCUCCCUGCACUGAUGGUGGAAAUGAGGAGUCAGAGAUGUAUGAGCUGCAAACGGCCAGGGAGUGGUCCGACGAUGAUGACGGGGGAGAUGGAGAUCCAGAUGAUGAUGAUGAGGGACUGGCUUCAUCCCCGUCCAUUUGGGGCACACCGCGUCAGAACUCCUUCGAGCAGACUUUCUCCUACAUCGCUAUUGCCGAGGCUGAAGCAGUGGGCACCUCUAGACUCCUCCGCGAUCGACGCAGGGCUGGUUCUCGAGGAAGUCGCACUCCUCUGAGCCGCACGGACACCCUGGAAACACUGUUGGACUCCCCUGAUGUAGACUGGGAUCCUCAACCAUUCCUCAGUAGAGAGGAAGAAGAGGAAACGUCAGAAAGCAGAGACCAUGAGAGAGUUGAGACGAGGACAGAAAGUGCUGGAGAAAGAAGGGAAAGGGAGCAACAAAGACAAACUGAAACUAUUACAAUUCAGCCCUCUCCCCAAAACCUGGACCCAGAACCUCAAGGGAGCGAUGAAGGAGUUCAAAGAGAGGAGAGUGUUAACGAGAGUGUGGAGAAUUCCCCUUCCAUCCUGCCAUCCCUGCAGCAGAGCCCCUCACAGAUACUUCAGACAGCAGCAGCUGAGCCAGUAUCUCCCGUUGCCAGGGAAACCAUUUCAGUCAAGCUUCUCACAUCUGUGCGACCGGGAGACCCAGCGUCAUCUUCGCCGCCUGCCAUUGGCCUAAACACUCAGGAACAACUGGUCAGAGAUCACUGGUUUUCAGCACUUAACCUAACAGAGGACUGGACAGCAUGCACACACAUAGCAGUGAUGGACUUGAUCUACUGGAAGGACACGGAGCGGAGUGGCAUGGUGCUCACAGGGUUAGUGGUGGGAUUGCUGUCCCUGUUCCAGCUCAGCAUCAUCACUGUGGUCUCCACAGUCUCCCUGGCUAUCAUGUGCUUCACCAUCUCAGUACGGAUCUACUACCAACUCCUCUACAUCCUCAGCUGGGGUGAUGGAGAGCAUCCGUUCAAGUCUUAUUUGGACUUGGACAUCAGCUUCAGUGGAGAGCAGGCUGACCUCUAUAUGCAGAAACUCAUUGUGAUGACUCUGUCAGCUGUUGACACUCUGAAGAGACUCUUUUUUGUUGGCAACCUUUUUGAAUCCCUCAAGUUCCUGUUUCUGAUGUACCUUGUGACAUACCUGGGAGACCUGUGCAAUGGCCUUACUUUGCUCAUCAUCAGUGUGAUCGCUGUCUUUUCUCUGCCCCUUUUUUAUAGACGACGUCAGGAGCAGGUUGAUGGCGUUAUUGCAAAAAUCCAGGCCCACAUUUACAACGUCAAGGACAUUCUUCAAAGACUUGUCCAGGGUGGUGGCCCUCCUCCUGAUCCAACUCCUGGUGGUGCCAAACCCAAAACCCAGUAAUCACUCAUGGACAGCAACUUAAAGAGAAGCUACAAGAGUUACAGACUGUCACUCAGAUGUCUUACAUGGCAGUCUGUGCUCAGAGCUCCACAGAACAGAGCUCCAGAAACUGGGGAAGGGAAGGAAAGGGAGGUUAUUUAAAUAAAUGAUGAGGAGGACUACGCAUGGUACUUCACACUAACUGUAUCCAAGUUAUAGGGGUUAGAGGAUGGGGCUGAGAUGAUUCUGCUUCAUGGUGAAAUGAAGGUGUAUGAAUCCUGGAUAGGACUCUUGCUGCUGGUGUCGAAGACGAAGAGAUUCUGCAGCGCAGGUGAUUGCGCAUGACCAUCUUUGGAAAUAUUGUUUUUGACAUGUAAAAAUAAUUCAAAAAGUGUCUUAAAUUGAGCUGUAGUCCAAAAUGAGGUACAAGACCAUAAAAGGGAAGUUCCCACGCUGACAGCUACACGCCUGAGUAAAGGGAAUCGAGUCGUUGAGAGGAUUUGUGCGAGAGGACUAAUACAGGGGUCAACACAGAUCACGGCAGCAUAAAACUGGCAAUUAAAGAUGUGUGUGAAAUCACAUGUACAUUUCUCCAUGCAUAUUCAUUCACAUGACUGUUUAUCUGUGUGUAUGCAGGUGUGUAUGGACGUUUCUGUGUGUGUGUGUGCAUGUAUGCGAGUAACUGACAUAGAGCUUGCUCAAACAAAACUGUUACCCAGCAAUUAAAGUCACAUUUCUUAAUUUUCCAAAAUUUUGUGUUUCUUUUCAGCCUCGCUGGCAUCCAUUUUUAUUCACUAUCAGUCACCCUUUUUAUGUUUUGUGUGUGUUUUGGGUUUUUUUUCUUCAUUUCUUCAUUGCUUACACUAGAAGAUUCAUGGAUGUAGUGAAGGAGGACAUGCAGAGAGUUGGUGUGAUAGAGGAGGAUGUUAGGCAAAGGGUGAGAUGGAGGCAGAUCAGCUGUGGCGACCCCUAAAGGGAGCUGAAAGGCACUGCUUUCCCUCCUUUGAUAUAAAUAAUAAGAUAACUGAGCUCCUCAGUGACUUUAGUAAUUUACAAUAUUAUAAAUUUUACAAGAGGAAGUUCUUCUCUGGCAGAGUACCAGAGGCAUCAGUGUUGCUGAGGAGUUUUAUGAUUGCGUAUAUGGGCAAUAGACAAAGUGCUAAGAUUUCCCAUCUUCUCUCUGCUCUUAAAGUGUUUUAUCUCCCGUUGUAGAGGAAGCUUGUGAAGGAACGUGAAAGUGAAAUACAGCAGGUGCCUUUUCAACCACAGGUUACAGUGCAUGAUCUGAUUCACAGUACUCACAACUUGUUUCCUCCAACAAUGCACCACUUCUCGUAUCAGCCUAACCAUUUGUUUCCCAAUAAUGGAGUUUUGUAUGUGUACAAAACUUACCGGAUUCCUAUAUCUGUACAGGGCAAGUAAUCUUAUAUGGAACUGUAAGUGCAUCUGUUUUAGGAAUAAUAAAAUUAUUCAGGAUACUCCACAGUUGAAGUCCAUAUUUCCCUUUAGUGUCUGCUGUUAAAGCUCACACAAAGACUGUUAUGCCUUAUAGAUGUGAAUUUGCAUCCAACAGAGAAAGCAUUGCUACAGUCAUAGAUAUAACCCGUUAAAAACCAAAACCUAAUGGCCAGUUAGUGUCAGAAAUCAUGUGCUGCUUAGUCAUAGACAGUAUUAGUAAUAGCAUAGACACACCCAUCUGUCCUUUCUUUAAAAAGGUAAACAUGAUGAGCAGUUUCUUUAUGCAGCCACACAGCUUAACAUGUAUAAAUCUGUUUUGUCAUGAUUCACAUGUACAUAUUUAGCAAAGCUGCUACUAAUUCAGCCAAACUUCAUUUUCAUACAGUUGUCAUACCAAGCCUAGAUUACCAGAUCUUUUUGUUUUCUAUUUGCUGUGUAAAUAUGAAAUCUUUUCAUUCCUUUUCAUUCAAUUUCCAAAAAAUUGACCACUCGUGACCUGCAUUAUCUUAGUGCACUUUUCUUUGUAUUCCUGAAAAUAACUAGUUUUAUCGCUGGAAAAAUAAACUCGUAAGAGAUCAAAUCAA
Oreochromis niloticus (Nile tilapia) is the source of this 3811-nucleotide messenger RNA. RefSeq names its product reticulon 2a (gene rtn2a). Bases 318 to 1790 code for a protein of 490 amino acids. The transcript has 10 exons. Gene Ontology annotation, biological process: endoplasmic reticulum tubular network formation; brain development; neuron differentiation. Gene Ontology annotation, cellular component: neuron projection; endoplasmic reticulum membrane; postsynaptic density. Lineage: Eukaryota; Metazoa; Chordata; Actinopteri; Cichliformes; Cichlidae. The record is from RefSeq and is a predicted model, not a curated record.